Molecule: messenger RNA, 1373 nt
Organism: Passer montanus (Eurasian tree sparrow)
Lineage: Eukaryota; Metazoa; Chordata; Aves; Passeriformes; Passeridae
Gene: CYTIP
Product: cytohesin 1 interacting protein
Exons: 8
Coding region: 72-1067 (331 amino acids)
Biological process (GO): regulation of cell adhesion
Cellular component (GO): cell cortex
Molecular function (GO): protein binding
Source: RefSeq, a predicted model, not a curated record
ACAUCGCUCACUCUGCCCAGCAUGGCACAGCGCUCGCCCUGAGCCCCAUCACGUCGCUCGCCUGCCCGGCCAUGGCCCUGCGGCGGCUGCUGCAGCCCAGCCUCAGCUCCGGCCCCGCGGACGGCAGGAGGAUGCAGCACUUGGCCAGCACGGUGGGGACGCUGCCCCGCGGGCGCAGGCAGCUCGCCUUGGCCAGAUCCAGCUCCUGGGACGACUCCUCCAAGCCACAGAGGCACCUCGUGGCGAUCCUGAAAGAAGAUAAAGAGACCUUUGGGUUUGAAAUCCAGACUAUUAGGUUCUCGCACCAGAACGAUUUCUCCCUGGAGGUGUGCACGUGUGUCUGCAGAAUCCAGGAGGAGAGCCCUGCCCACCUCUCCGGCCUUCAGACUGGGGACAUCCUCACCAGCAUCAACGGCGUGAGCACCGAGGGCUUUGCUCACAAGCAAAUCGUGGACUUGAUCAAGUCCUCAGGGAACUAUUUGAGGUUAGAGACCAUCAACGGGGCCUUGCUCCUGAGGAAAAUGGAGCUGGAGACCAAGCUGCAGGCUCUCAAGCAGGCGCUGCACCAGCGGUGGGGGGAGCUGCGGGCGCUGCUGGCCCGGGAGCGGCUCCUGCUGCACGGGGAGGUGGCCGACGGCGCAGUGCCGGGCUGGCUGGAGGCGGCAGAGCCCGGCUCGCCCGGACCCUUCCUGCCCGCCGAGCCGCGCCUGGCCAGCGACAGCAGCUCCCGCAGCCGCCUCAGCUCCAUGACGCUGGGCAGCGAGGACAGCUUCUGCCCGGGCAGCGCCUUCGAGGACGCGGCUGCGGAGAGCCGCAGCCGGCGGGGCAGCACGGACGAUGAGUGCGUGUUCGCCAGGCCCGCUGCGGCCCGCGGCUCCCUGCGCAGGAACCGCAGCGUCAGCCUGGCCAGCAGCGGCCCCGCGUCCCCGCCCGGCGACGGCGGCGGCUCCUGCGGCGGCUUCGGCACCCUGCCCCGGAGCGGCCGCCGCGCCAGCGUCCGCAGGCACCUGCUCAGGCUCGUGCCGGGCUUCCACCGGGCCCUGCAGGAGGAGGAGAGCCGCGUGUGAUGUCGCCGUGCCACCCCACGGCCGAGGCUGCGGCACGCCGCGCUGGCACCGGGGCACCGCCCGGACAACAGCGCUGAUGGGAGUCACACGGCUCUGGCGUCUCAGCUGUUUGCAUUUUUAAUCCGAGCACGCUGCGGACCUCUUCAUCAACGUGAAAAAUGAGUGACUCCAGAAUGUGAAGAACCUUUGCAGAACUUCCUCGGCGAACUUUACUGUUAAUAACAGUUUUUAAUUGAAUGCGAAAUUGAUAGCUAUUUAUUUCCUGUUACCGGAGUCGGUGCCUUCCAAAGGACUUUAAUAAAAUGA